This is a messenger RNA of Pseudozyma hubeiensis SY62, 2043 nucleotides long. RefSeq lists its product as hypothetical. Gene Ontology annotation, molecular function: protein binding. The record is from RefSeq and is a predicted model, not a curated record. Gene Ontology annotation, cellular component: peroxisomal membrane; cytosol. The transcript has a single exon. Lineage: Eukaryota; Fungi; Basidiomycota; Ustilaginomycetes; Ustilaginales; Ustilaginaceae. Bases 1 to 2043 code for a protein of 680 amino acids. Gene Ontology annotation, biological process: protein import into peroxisome matrix, docking.
AUGCGUCAGCAGCAUCAAGCCGGCCCCAACUCGGAUGCAGACGCCUUCUUCCGCCAACAGCAGGCAGCUUCCAUGCCUCGAGGCGCGGCUUCUUCCGCAUUCGACCUGCAAGCUAUGCGAAACGAGCUCAGCAGCGCCGUUCCACCCUUCCAGCCUCACAACGCCGGCGCUGCUUGGGCAUCUCAAAUGCCUCGCAAUGGCACUCCCUCCAACGCAGACAUGGAAGCCGCCUUCGCUAGACGAGGCGCACCUGCCAGGUCCAUGCAGCCCUCCGCAGGCUCGUCCGCAUGGGCUCAGCAGUUUGGCUCAUCGCAGCACCACCAGCCAGCAUCCAUGCGCCAGAUGCCCGGUGGAGACGCUUCCGGCUCGGGCGACUCGGCCGCUUAUGCAUCUCGUCCAACCAUGGGCUCGUACGGCGGCAUGGGAAUGGGAAUGGGCGGCAUGGGUAUGGGCAUGGGAAUGAUGGGAGCAAUGGGCUCCAUGCAGCAACAGCAGCAGUAUCCACCUCAGCAGUCACAGUCUUCUCAGUCUCGCUUCACCGAGCUCGACGAUGCCAAGUGGGAGGAGCAGUUCAAGAAGCUCGAUGCAGAGCAAGCAGAGUCCGAAUCCAAAGGCAAGGGGAAAGCAAAGGACGCAGAAGCCGAUCUUCUCCCCUCGGAGGCCGAGCAAGCCGAAUCCAUCCGUCGCGAGCUCGACGCCAUUGAGCAAGAACUCUCUGCCGACGGUCAGGAAGCCAACUCGCGCUUUGAGGACCUCUGGCGAUCCAUGAACUCCCGCAACGGCAUUCCACCCUCUUCUGCAGACGCCGAACUCGCCAAAUGGGAGGAAGAGCUCAUGAAGUCCCGGGUCGACGACGACGACGAGCAAUUUGGCUACGCCCAUCCUUCCGGCGGACUCGGUGGUGGCAGGCACGGUCUCGACGAGAUGGGCGCGCUCGACGGUACCGAAGAUGCUCUCUUGGAUGGCUUCGGCGUCGUCGGCCCGGACGGAUAUCCUCGUCUUGGCCAGUAUCGAAGGAGCGAGCAGAAUCCAUUCCAGACGCAUCCGGACCCUCUUUCGGAAGGCUUGCGUCUCCUCUCGAGCGGCGGAAAUCUUUCGGACGCCGCCCUUCUCUUCGAAGCCGCAACACAGCGCGAAACGCAGGGUGGCACUGGAGGCGAAGUCGAGCGAGGUGAGGUGGAUCGAUCGCGUCGCGAGCGUUCCGAGGCAUGGCGCAGGCUGGGCGAGUGUCAGGCGAUGAACGAAAAGGAAGCUCAGGCCAUCCGCGCCCUCGAGGAAGCCAUCAAGAUCGACGAGAACAACCUUGAGGCAUACAUGUCGCUCGCCAUCUCCUACACCAAUGAGGGCUACGACACUGCAGCGCACCAGACGCUCGAGCGCUACAUCUCGCGCGCAUACCCCAACAUCACGGCUGCCCCGCCUCCCGCCUCAAUCUCCGGCUCCAAGGAUCCGAUCGAGGGCACAGAGGGCAAUCCGUGGGCGAGUCUCAAUCGCGUCACCGAUAUGUUCCUGCAAGCUGCUCGACAGGGCAACAGCGCUGGUCAGAUCGAUCCUGAGGUGCAGGUGGGUCUCGGAGUGCUCUUCUACACCCAGUCGGCCUACGAACAGGCUCAGGAUUGCUUUAACACGGCUCUCAGUGCACGACCCAACGACUUUUUGCUCUGGAACCGUCUGGGUGCAACGCUUGCCAACGGUGGCAAACCCGAAGAAGCCAUCGCUGCCUACCACAAAGCCUUGGAGCUGCGACCGACCUUUACGCGUGCCAUCUACAACCUCUCCGUCUCGUGCCUCAACCUGGGAGCGCACCACGAAGCAGCCGAGCAUCUGUUGGCAGCGCUGAGUCUGCAGCAGACGCAUACGCUACCCGAUGUGCCCGAGGGCGAGCAGCCAGCACCGACACCGUUGGCAGAGGCCGGCGAGAGUCACAACCUGUGGUCGACGUUGAGGAGGAUCUUUUUGGUGAUGGAUCGGAUGGAUCUGGCGCAGAAGGCGCAUGUGGGGAGCUCGUUGGAGGCGUUCCGCGGUGAAGGGUUUGAGUUUUGA